Molecule: messenger RNA, 339 nt
Organism: Penicillium psychrosexuale
Lineage: Eukaryota; Fungi; Ascomycota; Eurotiomycetes; Eurotiales; Aspergillaceae
Product: transcriptional regulator family TF
Exons: 1
Coding region: 1-339 (112 amino acids)
Source: RefSeq, a predicted model, not a curated record
AUGUCCCGCACAAGAAGUGAAAUCCAGUUCAUCCAUUCAUCCAAACCCGGAGUACCCGAGGUAGCGUCGGCUGAAAUGCGACGACUAGUUCACUCACAUGCAGCCCGAUCGGCACAUGCCAAGACGAGGCGACAGAGAGUCAUUGAGUACCAUGCAAUCAAAACUAUCAGUGGCUCGGAAGACGAAGGCCUGCCAUUCUCCACAGCGGCCGCCGAGAUAGCGAUAUCCGUCAUCCCAAGCCCUUUGGGCUUCCUGGAGUCUCACCGGAGAGAUCCCUUCGCAAGUUUUGCCAGGAGCCUAAAUUCGAAUGAAGAUUUUCUCUUAGACUACUGUAAGUAG